AUGUCGGGCUAUGAUACAAAUGAUAUCGGCUCCAACGCCAACCAAGGAGGACCUCACGAUAUUGGUAACCAGCGACCCUAUCCACUAAACCAUGAACCCUUUGGAGCUAUCAGACACAGGCUGGUCAGCGACAGGGCACUAACAAUGUCAGGAGCGGCAAAUCCGUCUGUUGAUUUCCUUGAUCCACCGUUUCAAAUUCCAUCGUUUGGUUUCCAAGAUAUGCCUGGAGGAGAUCAGUUCCCUGACUAUCAUACGACCAAUGGCGGAUACAAUGUCAACCCGCAAAUACCUGCUCAUUACCAUGUUGAUGGAACUCUCAUCAACCAUGAUCAAGUACCUCAAUGGCCUAUCGAUAGCAAUCAACAUCAGGCUCAAGAUCCAUCCUAUAACUUCGGACAACAACAGGCUCAAAUUCAGGGCAACUAUACAAGUACUCUGGAACAUUGCACCUCCCAACAAGCAUUCAUUGAUUUGCCAUCUCAAGUUCCUCCAAUCAAUUUUGAUCAACCAUUUUCAAUGCCUGUUUAUGUCCCAUAUAAUAACGGACACAAUAUGAGCCAGCAAAUACCUACUCAAUUCCAGCGUGGAGAAGCUUCUGCUUAUUGCGGUCAACAACCUCAAAUUCCCGUCAAUCAGAUCAACUUCAAUGGUGUCAACAAUAACCAGCAAAUACCUGCUCAAUUCCAACUUGGAGAAACUCCUACUUAUUGCGGUCAACAACCUCAAAUACCCAUCAAUCAGACCAACUUCAAUGGUGUCAACAAUCACGAACAAGCAUACCAAGGAAUGGCUACCGCCGCCGUGUCAUCAUUUGCUAGUCUAUCGGCGCAAGAACAGGACGCCGAAUUUCGACACUUUGUUCAACAGCGUCUCGCCCUUGGAGAGACGAAAAUGAUGGAGCCCGGAACAUUCAAGAGCUGGUAUAUAGGCCAGCAGGUGGCAGGCAACACCACACCAACGCUUGUACAUGGAGUUACUCCUCUUCAUCCAUCUCUUGUCUUUAAGAACAAUGUGCCGAUUCAACGGCCGAUGAUACCGCUGAAUAAUCAAGAGUACAUGCAACCACCACCCAUGAUCUACCAGAAUACGGGGGAAAAAUUGACUACUGGCUUUCAGCAUAUGAUGGGUCCUUUGACAACUUUGAGUGGACAAGCUAUGCAACCGAACAGUGAGCAGUAUCUUCAGCAACCUCGAAAAAGCAUCAAUUCUGAAAUGCGAACAAGAAGAACUUCGCUGGCUGUUGCACCUGCGGGCCAAUCCAUUUUGCCGGGCCCCUCACGAUCUAUGCCACGGCCAGUCCUUCAAAUAAUUACGACAAUGCCCGCUUCUCCAUCAACUACGGAAAUACCAGCUCCCCCAUCAAUUAUCAGAGCUCCAGCGCCCCCAUCGAUCACGACAAUGCCAGCUUCCUCAUCAACUACAAGAGCUCAAGCCUCUCCAUCGACCACGGCCCCACCAGCGGUCACCAGAAGAAACCGAAAAACAAAAAAUGUAAAUCCAGAACAAAUGGAGAAGAAAACAUGCGCCACAGGGAAAAUGAUUUCGCAAGAACAAGAAACUGAGGCUACUCGAUCAAACCAGCGAAGGUUCAUCCCGAUCGCUCAAAUCCUUGGUGCUGCUGAUGGCAAAUACACUGUUUCCUUUUCGGAUUUAGAAUCGAAUGUGUUUGAUAGUCCUUCUGAUACCGAGUUGUAUGACUGUAUGGCCACUGCGAUUGCAGAUCUUGAUGCGAAAAAUGCGGAACCGGAUACAAAAUUGUUCAUGCUCAGGAAUGAAGAAAGUUUGAUUAUAGUGAGGAUGGCCCUGGGAGAGAUGCUUCGAAAGCUCAUCGCUCUGUCACUGGAUACUUCCACGGACGCACGAAAAAGCCUUAAAGACUUUGCAGCGAUCAAAAAUAUUCCCUAUUCCUCCAUCGAGUCGUUGGAAUUUGCCCCAAAAUCGCAAUUUCUUAAAGAAGUCAAAGUUGCAAGCGGAACAGAGCAAACAGCCCAACCGGCCAAAGAUGAUGUCCCACCGUGCGCAACGCAUACUUUAAUGCAUGCUACAAUCAACAGUGAUCUCGAUGGAACAGAGGCGAAAGGAAGUUGGUCAUUAUAUACAAAAACGGCAUUCAUUGAUGAAAGUACUCCCUUGAAGUAUGCUAUCGGGCUCAAAAUGGAGGUUGCAGAGAUCGGCGAUAGACUGGCUAGAGACAACCAACUCAUUUACGAAAGAUCUCUGCCAUCGAAUAUUACAGGGGAGCCUCUUUGGGCUGACAUACUCGACCUCUUCAAAAUCCAAGCUGCGGAGUGGGCUGUGACUACCAGCACUCAAGAUCCACUUACAUUUCAGACGUCAACGUCAGCUUCACCAUCGAACCAACAACAAAUUGACACAGAGGAACAGUGGCCAGUUUCGGGACCGGUACAAGGACAAAGAGCACAAACUGGGCAAUCGAUAACGCCUGAGCCACUGACAGUGCGUGGAAAGAAGCGCAAGCGCCAAGAAAAACCAAAGAUUCAUGCUACUCCGGUUAUUCGUGCUUCAAGCUCCGAGACUUCCAAUUCUUCAAGCGACAAAGGAAACAGUCCAACCUCUAACACGUCUACUGAUAGGACAAGUGUUUCCCCCCAGCCAGUAGCAGGAGCACCUCAAUUAUCAGACGAUUCAAGGCGUAUCAAACGAUCAAAAAAUGAACAUGAAAUGGGUUCCCUAGAGGGAGGAACCGGUAUGAAGGAAUCUUUGCCAUCAAGUAUACAACCACCCACGGACCAGAUCUCUGCGAAUGACCACAUGCAUCCUGCACGUUCUCCUUCCGAAAUUGUGCGAUCGCCAAUUACAACUGAAACUCAAAAUCGUAUGCCUGCGCAGGUGUCAGGUCAAGCUGAUGAAUCGUUCCCGGGGGCACAAGUAGCUUCUUUCAGGCAGGGAAUGCUACUCGCUAACAAUGGGACACCUUAUCAAUACACGAUUUCAGAACUCACACAACCGUCGCGCACAUUUUCAGCUCAAAGUAACAUGCCAAAACAGGUGCAAGCUCGACUUUUGAGACAACCGACAGCGGAAGAACUGGCGCCUUAUAUACCAUAUGUAGCCAGCAGGUGGAAGAGAUCUUUUCCAGCUGAAAAUAAAUCAUCAUAG
Molecule: messenger RNA, 3120 nt
Organism: Botrytis byssoidea
Lineage: Eukaryota; Fungi; Ascomycota; Leotiomycetes; Helotiales; Sclerotiniaceae
Exons: 2
Coding region: 1-3120 (1039 amino acids)
Source: RefSeq, a predicted model, not a curated record